Syngnathus typhle (broad-nosed pipefish) is the source of this 885-nucleotide messenger RNA. RefSeq names its product peroxiredoxin 6 (gene prdx6). The record is from RefSeq and is a predicted model, not a curated record. Gene Ontology annotation, molecular function: peroxiredoxin activity. Gene Ontology annotation, cellular component: mitochondrion; cytosol. Bases 102 to 767 code for a protein of 221 amino acids. The transcript has 5 exons. Gene Ontology annotation, biological process: cell redox homeostasis; cellular oxidant detoxification. Lineage: Eukaryota; Metazoa; Chordata; Actinopteri; Syngnathiformes; Syngnathidae.
AGCACGCUUACUUCCGGGUUUGUUUGUCGUGAGGGGGUGAUCACAGACCCCCUAAGCAGGUCGUGUUUUUCCACGCGUCAGCUUUCAAGGAACACCCGAAAAUGCCUGGAAUCUUGCUGGGUGACGAGUUCCCCAAUUUCGAGGCCGACACUACCAUCGGCCGGAUUAAGUUUCACGACUUUCUGGGCAAAUCAUGGGGUAUCCUGUUCUCCCACCCGAAGGACUUCACCCCCGUGUGCACCACUGAGCUGGCGUGCGCCGCCAGCCUCAGCGACAAGUUCGCCAAGCGCGGUGUCAAGAUGAUUGCCCUAUCUGUCGACAGUGUGGCCGAUCACCGCGGAUGGAGCAAGGAUGUGAUGGGCUUCAACAGUCAGGCUUCAAAUCCUUUGCCCUUCCCCAUCAUUGCUGACGAAAAAAGGGAGCUGGCCAACAAGUUGGGAAUGCUGGACCCCGAUGAGAUCGAUGGCGACGGCAUCCCGCUCACCGCUCGCUGUGUGUUUGUGAUCGGACCCGACAAGCGGCUGAAGCUGUCCAUCCUCUACCCGGCCACCACGGGGAGGAACUUUGACGAGCUGCUGCGCGUUAUUGACUCACUGCAGCUGACGGCGCAGAAGAAGGUGGCCACGCCUGUGGACUGGAAGCCUGGAGACAAAGUCAUGGUACUUCCCAACGUCUCCGAUGCCGAAGCGGCCUCUCUUUUCCCCAAUGGCGUCACCGUUAAAGAGGUUCCAUCUGGGAAAAAAUACCUGCGCUACACUCAGCUCUGAAGACCUUCAGCGAAUCACAAUGGAAAUAUAAAAAAUUAAAAAUAGUACACCGCAACAAUAAACAAGAAUUUGUGCCUUCUGUAUCAUUCCAUAAUAAACAACAAACUUUGCACUUAAA